ACUUUCCUAUCCAGCCAGCUCCAGUUGCAGCGCGGGGCUUUACCUUCAGCGAGGCGGCGCUCUCUCUGUCGGGGGUGAAUCUCUUCUUCCGCUAUGCCAGCUCCGGCAGUGUUGCUCCUGUGGGUGGCAAUGACGUGUAUGGCGUGCACCCUGCAUCGUCAUGGGUCAGUCCAAACUUCACAUGGCCUGUCAAGACACAGACAGCUUGCGGCGACUGCUGGGCGUACGCAGUGGUGGGCAGCGUGGAGGCGGCGCUGGGCAUUCUCGCCAACACCUCAGCGGCGCCGGUGCUGUCAGUGGAGCAGCUGAAGGCCGCCAUAGGUCAGCUGCUCUGGCAGCACGCCCUCUCAGGCCUUCCAGCUGCUGCUCAAGCUGGCAAGCAAGGGAGGCGGGCUCGUGUUGGAGAGCCAGUGGGCGGUCGAGAAGGGCAAGAAACCUGUGAAGGCAGGCAGCAGCAAUCAUUUCUGCUCCCCGUUGCUGAAGCCACUGGCCAACGUGUUCGGGGCUUUGAGUCGACGUCCUUCUACGGCUGGUUUGGGCUGCUGCUGGCUGUGCAGCGGCAGCCAGUGGUGGUGCACAUUGAGGCUUCCGCUGACAUGUCAAGAACUGACCCCGAUUGCUUCACGUACAACCUGAACCACGUGGUGCUGCUGGUGGGGUACCGCCUAGUGGGUGAGGAUACACGCUUCCCCCACAUGGCGCCACCCUUCUGGAUCAUCCGCAACUCAUGGGGGCCUGACUGGGGCGAUGGGGGCCACAUGCGCAUGGACAUCCAGGGGGGGGAUGGCGUGUGCGGCAUCAACUCGCUGCCAGGCCUUUACCCUGUGGUUAGAGGCACCUCUGACCCCUGCAGCAGAGCCGCCCGCAAUGAUAGCACUGGUUCCCUCUUCAAUCCCUGCGGCAAGUUCACCUGCAUUGCGAAGGGCAAGACAAACGAGUGUGACUGCAACGACCCGCGCUUCAUCCAAGCAACCAACGCCGAUGGCUCUCGCACAUGCACCUACAAGGAUCCAUGCAAGGCAGCCCAGCGCAAUCCGUGUGCGGUGGGGCAGUGUGUGAAUGACGGGGCGGGGUCGUACUCGUGUGUGUGUCCACCGGGCUUCAGACAGGGCACCACCGUCGAUGGCACCUUCUCCUGCGCUCCAGGUGACACCAACACCACCUACACCGUGCUCUCUCCCAACGUCCGCUGCUCCGAUGUCUUCCCGGUCUACGGCCUCACGCUCGCCAAAUUCCAAGCCCAGAACCCAUCGGUGUCGUGUGCAGCACCCAUCCCACCCUCCACUGUGCUCAAAGUGGCCAGCCCAGCCUCUCUCAUCCCCUGCUCCGUCUUCUACACCACUCAGCAGGGCGACACCUGUGCAGACCUAGCAGUGUACUUCGAAGUGCACUGGUCCUGCCCAUCUGACGCCUGUACGCCAGCCUUCCAGGCGCUCAACCCCAGCUUGGACUGCACUGCCAACGGCGGGCUGCUGCAGCUGGAGCAGACAGUGUGUGUGGAGCGCCUGUACAACAUGUUGCUCAUCCCGGUGUGCUCGCAGUACUACCUGGUGCAGAGCGCAGAGACGUGCGAGUCCAUCCGCAACGUGCCCUACCCCCCACCGAAACCCGUUGACUUUUUCCGCCUUAACCCCGGCAUCAAGUGCAACCGCCUCAUUCCAAACACCGACAUUGGCAGCUUCACUGGCUUUGAGGUGUGUGUGUGGCAGCGGCUCUGCUCAUGCUGCUCAGCCCUUCCUUGUGGAACCUUCCUUCCUCCCUUUCACUUUACUAUCUUGUAA
Messenger RNA from Closterium sp. Naga37s-1, 1781 nucleotides. The record is from the annotation of a GenBank genome assembly. Lineage: Eukaryota; Viridiplantae; Streptophyta; Zygnematophyceae; Desmidiales; Closteriaceae.